Messenger RNA from Arabidopsis lyrata subsp. lyrata, 2614 nucleotides. Its product is annotated as PHD finger protein At3g20280. The coding region runs from base 88 to 2319 and encodes 743 amino acids. The transcript is spliced from 5 exons. NCBI's taxonomy places the organism in Eukaryota, Viridiplantae, Streptophyta, Magnoliopsida, Brassicales, Brassicaceae. The record is from RefSeq and is a predicted model, not a curated record.
CUGUAGAAAAAAAAAAAAAAAAGUAAAGUCAAAAGAUCCUCUGUCAUCAAUCUCUCCUCCGUCUCCUGCUUCGUGUAUCGCUUUUCAAUGGAUAUAGCGACCAGUAAUGCUCCAAUCAAUCUUGAAUCCGCCGCGACGAAUUCGAUGGUUGAAGACGAUGGAGUAGAACAACCGCCUGCGAAAAAGCCACGUUUUGACGAGGACCUGAAUAGAGUGGCGGAGAUUGUUCUGGUUCUAUCGGCGUUCGGGAGGAUGCGAGGUGGGGAAACUCCGACGGCGUUGGAACUCGACCUGAUGUUUGAAGCUAGGUCGAAAUUAGCUGGGAUGUGUCAGGAAUUUUACCCUAAGGAUAUUAUUCGUAAGGAUGAUGUUAGAGCUGUGAUUAACGAUUUGGUUUUGGAUGACCAGCGAUUAGGGUUCCGACCUCCUAACCUCCCCAUCUCUGAGAGGCUAUCUCUUGGGAAAAGAAAGAUGGAAGCAGCAGGAAAGUAUCCUACCUCUUCUACAGUAUCCACAGGAUAUGCAUUGUCGCAGCCAAAUGGUAGUGUUGCUUCUCCAGGUCUUGCGAAUAAAGCUUCUGUGGCACAUCAGUGGCCUAGUAGUGAAGUUUCUACUACUAGCACAAGUGGAAGCCAUUUCAAAUUGGACAGACCUCAGAUGAUACUUAACGGUGCUUCUCAAGGGACUCCAAUUUCUCCCGCAAAUUAUUAUGCUGAACCCUGGUCUGCCCAACUUCCAUCCACCAUAUCUUUCAGUACUGCACCAGAUAAGAAGGUUCCUAUUCAAAGUUCUGUCAGGGCAGCAGAUCCAAGCUUUAGGCCAUUCAGGCACGGUACAUUCGCAGGCACAAAUCAACCGAUGCAGGGGAUGCAUUAUAGUCAGACUUCUUCGUUUGGAAACACCCAUAGUGAAAUUGCAAAGAUAAUCCAUAAAUUUCUGCAACCACUGGUUAAACAAUAUCCUCUGUGGAAUCCACCUUCAAGAGAGUAUAUGAGCAGGACAAUGCCAUGCCAGAUGUGUAAUGUUACCAUCAAUGAAAUGGACACUCUACUGAUUUGUGAUGCCUGUGAAAAAGCAUACCACUUGAAAUGUCUGCAAGGAAACAAUUUGAAAGGGGUUCCAAAAUCUGAAUGGCAUUGCUCAAGAUGUGUGCAAGCAUUCAAUGGGAAGCCAUUUCCUCCUACAUAUGGGCGUGCAACUCGUGCCGUACCUACGACUACAGCAAAAAUGCCUUUUAGGGCAGCCGGAGUUCUAUCAUCCUCAGCGAAGAAGAUUGGAUCGAUGGAUAUAAAGGGUAAUCAACAAAAACCAAUUGUAACUACGUUUUCAAGAGUGCAAAAUAUUCCUGGCUUGGUUUCUGGAGCAGCAACUACAUCUCGUUUUGAGUCUGCUAGUGUAAAUGCAAAUACAACUGCAAGCACAGCAAAGACUACUAACAUUGGAUCACAAGGCUUUACGGAAAGUGUUAUUUGUGGAGCUAAUUCUCCAGCACUUGUAUCGCUUACCGAGACUCCAAAUCGUACAGCACUUGCAAGUACAAGUUCUGUGAUAAACAAUGGCCUCAUUUCGAAACCUUUAACACCAGUUAGCACUAUGAGCAGCACUUCUCCAUUGCAUGUUGGUAACCAAGUUCCCGUGAAUGCAACCUCAAACGCUAGUCCGAGUACACCAAUAACUGCUAGCCUUGUAGCACAACCCCCGACAGUUACCCAAAAUGGAGACAGCAGCUCAACCGCCUCUGGGACUGCUGACCAUUCUAUAUCGAAUGCGGACCUUACCCCUCAAGUUCAUACAUUGACUGUUACUUCCAGUAGCAAUUUUCAACCGGCAGUGUCACAUUCUGAGAUUGCAAAAGCAACUGAAGAUGCAGCUACUACUGAAAAUGUUCCCGAGUGUGAGAAUCAAUCAGAGUCUACAUCUCAUUCAGACUCUGUGAAUGAUAAAACAACAUCAGAUAUUGCUCAAGAAUCAAGCAAGGAUGCUAAAGUUGCUUCUGAAACUUGUGAGAACCACCCAACCAAAUCUCCAGCCACAGUUGUAUCAGAUCAGGACACAAAGAUCACUGCCGAACCAUCCAUGCCACAAGAUAAUUUAGCUUUCCAGACAGAGAAAACAGCGUCUCAGCCACUUUCGGUGUCAUCUAACUAUGAUUCAAAAACCGAGAAGGAAACACCAAAUGUCCAAGAUUCUUUACAGAAUGUUCCGGGAGAUUCACAGGAGGGCAAAGUGUUAAAUGGUUUAGAUGAUAGACAUCAGGAACAGCCUUCUGAGCCGGAGUUGUAUAAGUCAGAUUCGAUAAAGGAAGCAAAUGAUGCCUAAAAGUUUUGAGCAUUCACCUGGGAUUUUACUUCACCAGCGAUUCUCUUCUUCUCUCUCCCUUUGGCUCUCAAUGGUUUAUAUAUCUCAUUUGUUAAGUGAAACCAGGAAGAUUCAAAACAUUGAAGCUGUGGAUGAACUUGUCAAAGCUUGUGAGUGAAGACGAUGACGAUUUGAUAUAACAUGUUACAUUGGUUUACGGCAUCUUUGAUCUAACUCUGUGAAGGCCGAAGGGAACUGUAAUAGAAUCUUGAUUCAGGUUUUGCAACUUAUGAAAUAAAAUGAUUUUUCUUAUUCA